Xenopus laevis (African clawed frog) is the source of this 888-nucleotide messenger RNA. RefSeq names its product ventral anterior homeobox 1 S homeolog (gene vax1.S). Lineage: Eukaryota; Metazoa; Chordata; Amphibia; Anura; Pipidae. Gene Ontology annotation, molecular function: DNA binding; DNA-binding transcription factor activity, RNA polymerase II-specific; RNA polymerase II cis-regulatory region sequence-specific DNA binding. Gene Ontology annotation, biological process: regulation of transcription by RNA polymerase II; regulation of DNA-templated transcription; neuron differentiation. The record is from RefSeq and is marked provisional. Gene Ontology annotation, cellular component: nucleus.
AUGUUUGAGAAGACAACAGACAUGGACAUUAGGUGCAACAUUGAGGAGAAUGGAAGGAUCUCCAAACCCAAAGACAACAAGGAGAUCAGAGAGACUCAAGGCAAAAUGCCCUCGACUUACCUGAAGGAGCAGCCGGGAACUUACCCUGCGCCGGGCUCGUCUGAACUUUGCGCCAAGAACAAGAGCAGCAGCGCUGGGGACCCCGAAUAUUGCAGGAGGAUUCUAGUGAGAGAUGCCAAAGGUUCCAUCCGGGAGAUCAUUUUACCCAAAGGGCUGGAUUUGGACCGACCCAAGCGGAGCAGAACGUCCUUCACUGCGGAGCAACUGUACCGGCUGGAGAUGGAGUUCCAGAGAUGUCAGUAUGUGGUCGGCCGAGAGAGAACCGACUUAUCCCGACAGUUAAAUCUCUCUGAGACUCAGGUGAAGGUCUGGUUCCAGAACCGCAGAACCAAACAAAAGAAGGACCAGGGAAAGGACUCGGAGCUGCGCUCGGUCGUGUCUGAAACAGCAGCAACUUGCAGUGUCCUCAGGCUCCUGGAACAGGGUCGUCUGCUGUCCCCCCCCGGCCUGCCAGGACUCAUGCCCCCCUGUACAACUGGCACCCUCCGUGCCCCCAAUAGCUCCGGGCCUGGCACCAGAUCACUUGCAACUGUCACCAGCACACCCCCCCACCAGCCUGGACUUCACCCUUCCCCCACUGGGCACAACAUCUUCAACAUGCCCGUGCCCUCCCUACUGGGCACCGUGGCCAACCGGCUCUCCUCUCACCCACUGACAAUGGCCGGGAACCUGCACGAACUCUCGGCCCGAUACCUCAGCUCCUCGGCCUUUGAGCCCUACAGCCGGAGCAUCAGCAAAGACUCACUCGAUAAAAAGCUCCUGGACUGA